Rotaria sp. Silwood1 is the source of this 1581-nucleotide messenger RNA. NCBI's taxonomy places the organism in Eukaryota, Metazoa, Rotifera, Eurotatoria, Philodinida, Philodinidae. The record is from the annotation of a GenBank genome assembly.
AUGGUUGCUGAAAACUCAGUAGUCCCUAUUGAUAAUCCCGCUCCGCCACGUUUAAUUCCAUCAACACGUUUUACAUUAGCAUUACUAGUCUUUUUUGCUUUUGUUGUUCAAUAUUCUCAACGUGUGAAUCUACCAAUAGGUAUUGUAUGCAUGGUUAAUCGUACAAAACCAAUUCAUCAUAAUACUUUGUUCCAUGUAACAACUGAAUUACCAAAUGAUAUCUCGAUAGAUUAUCUUAAUUCCUCAAUAACAACAAGUCCGACUAGUAUUAAUAAAGAAAAAGGAGGUUUUUUUAAUGAAAAACAAUUUCAUUGGCCUGAAUUACAACAACAACUUCUGCUAGGUGGAUAUUGGGCUGGUUAUAUAUUCACACAAAUACCAGGUGGAUGGUUAGCAACCAGUAUAGGUGCAAAAUGGGUUUACGCAGGUUCUCUAGGAACUAGUUCAUUAGCUACUCUAGCAAUAACAUGGAUGUAUAUGAUGUCCAGUACACAUUUUUUUUUGAUACUUAUGCUUCGAUUUAUAAUUGGUCUUGCACAUGGUGUACUUUUUCCAGCAACAAUUUCUCUUUGGUCGGUAUGGGCUGUUCCACAAGAACGAAGUACACUUGCCUCAAUUGGAUUUUGUGGAACACAUCUUGGAACAUCUUUAACAGUGCUUGUUGGUGGAGUAUUUUGUCGUUAUUUAUUUGCAGGAUGGAUGUAUCUAUUUUUUAUCACAAGUAUUCUUGGUUUUAUCUGGUUGGCAUUAUGGACUACGUUAACAGCAAAUGCACCACAUCAUCAUAAAAAAAUUAGUGAUCAUGAACGAGAUUAUAUAAGUAGUUUAACCGGUAGUACUGGUCAUAAACGUCCAAUGUCAUUAGCAUCAAUACCAUGGAAAAACAUAAUCAAGUCAAAACCAUUAGUUGCUUUAAUCUUAACACAGAAUGCGAAUUUGUUCGGUUUAUUUUUCUUUUUAACAAAUCUUGCUAAAGUUUUAAAUGAACUUUUAAAUAUUACACCAGCAAAUACUGGUUAUAUAUUAUCUUUUGGAUAUUUUUUAACAUUAUUAAGUAGUCUAUUAUCAGGUAUUGCAGUUGAUCAUGUCGUUCGAAAAAAUGUUGUAACAUUAACAACUGCAAGAAAAAUAUCGAAUUCUUUAACAUCAUUUAUACCUGUCUUCUGCAUGGUUUUACUUUAUUUUUCUGAUAAUUCAAGUCAUAGAGUAGGCGUUUUUGCUGUUCUGUUAUUUCUUGCUGCUUCUGGUCUCGGUUAUGGUAGUGGUUAUGUAGUCAAUUUUGCGGAUAUUGUUCCAGCUUAUUCCGGUGUUAUAUUUGGCCUUGCUAAUACAUUUGCAUCAUUAGCUGGUGUAAUUGGAAACUUAGUUGCAGGAAUAAUUGUUAAGAAACCAGUUUUAGAACAAUGGAGAAAAUUAUAUAUUAUCUUUGGUAUUGUUUAUUUCUUUGGUGGUCUUGUUUAUGUUUUAUAUGGUUCGGCUGUACCAAGAAAAUGGGCGAAAUUUCAAACUGUGAACAAUGAUGCUAAACUAGAGAAAAAAACAAACGACGAAAUAGCAAUGCCAAUGGACGAAAAAGUUUAA